UUUUUUGUCUUGACCAAGAUUAUUUUGAUAUUGAGUUCGAAAUAGAAUAAAUAAGAAAGAAAAAAACACCGAAGGUGUUCACUGGCCCCGCCCACUUCUGAGUGACGCAAACAGCAACAUGAGGUCAGAGUGACGCUCCCGCGCAUGCGCGCUAAGCAGACGCAGUCGAGUCACUUGGUGAAAAGUGGCUAAAGACAAAGGACACAACUCCCCUGCGAGAAGGAACAGAGCCUAGUUUCAUCCCCUCAGAGCGGCGUGCCACAUUUGCGUGUGUGACGGCAGAGAUUUGCUUUUGGACACCCCGGCCCUUUUCCAGUGGAAGUUUGGCCGCCUCGCGAUGGAACAAAAAGCCCGACUGAGGAUGGAGGAAGUCACACUCAUCUCUCGUCUUUAAGAAAGGUCUCUUAGUGCCCUGCCUAUGUCCCCUUUCCAAGAUAAACCCAAUUUAAACCCUCACCUUCCCUGCAAUAGUCCACAAACACAAAAGCGCCUCUCUUCCGAGCGGCUGAGAGGUUACCAUGGCGAUGGUUGUCAUGAUGCAGAUUUAGCUUCCUGAAGGUGGUGGCCAACGACCCGAGAUGGGCAGCACUCCGUAUCCAGGCGGGGAGUGGAAGGGGAAAGGCAAAGGAAGCCUCCAGGACUUGGGGUGCAUGCCUUGGAAGGUCAGCAAGCAGAAAACUGGUGGAGGGGAAGUAGUUAGAGCAGAGAAGCGAGAGCUUUCAUCCUCCUCGUCCUCACUCACGGCGCCGCCACUUCUUCAAACUUCACCUACGCGUCCGGCUAUUUACCAUGAGAAGCAGCGGCGGGAGUUGUGCGCCCUGCAUGCGCUCAAUAACGUCUUCCAGGACGGUUCGGCCUUCAGCAGGGACACGUUACAGGAGAUCUACCAGAGGCUUUCUCCCAGCACUCUGGUGGCGUCUCACAAGAAGAGCAUGCUAGGAAACGGUAACUACGACGUGAAUGUCAUCAUGGCUGCCCUGCAGACGCGAGGCUUCGAGGCAGUUUGGUGGGAUAAAAGAAGGGACGUCGGCAGCAUUGAGCUGUCCAACGUGACCGGCUUCAUUCUCAACGUUCCGUCCAAUCUCCGCUGGGGACCACUACAGCUGCCGCUCAAACGCCAGCACUGGAUUGGGGUGAGAGAAGUCGCAGGGGUCUACUACAACCUGGACUCCAAGCUGCGUGGCCCUCAACCAAUCGGGAGUCCAGAUGAUCUCAGUUCCUGCGCCAGCAGCUCCGAGGGAAGAACUGUGAACUUCUGUUGGUGGUGUCUGAGGAAGUGGAAGCGCAACAAACAUGGCGCUCUGACAGCUGAGGACUAAAGCAGCCAAUCACAUCCUGGGUUUGAGAUUCAUUUGAGUGAGGGCCUUUUGCUUCCUUUUGGAAUUUUUUUUUUUUUUUUUUUUUGAGAGGUGGAGGAGUUUGUUUACACCAUUAAUGGCAGGAUUCUCCUCACUGGAUGCAAAGCAAUGAAAUAAACUUUCCAGGGAGGAUUUAAGAGUUAUUUACAUCAAGGAAGAUUAUUCAAUUUCUGCUCUUCUUGAGUUUUUUAUACAACAUAUCUUGAUUUGUGAUCUGCUGGUUUAUAUAUUUUGUUUACUUUUUUACUCUUCAAGUCUCCAAAGUGGUCGGAGUACUCUUGAAGAUAAUUAUGUCUCUCCUUUAUCAGAGGGUAUUGUUUAUUUGCCGAUCCUUCACUUUCACCAAAGCGUGCCCUUCUUCAUUUUGUUGUGAUGACGUCUCACUCCUUUAUGUCAGAGGUCACUUUUUGUGUUGCAGCCACAGGAACAGAGUGAGCCUUUACCCCACAAUCUUGUUUUUGGGGGUGUGGGGGGCAAAACCACUCCUGCUCUCCCUCUAGUGGAUGCGUGCUGUAGUUGCAGCUUUUUUACCCCCUCUUCAAACUGUAGUAGUGGUCAAAGAAAUACUGAAAUACUACAUGUAUUUACUACAGUGGCUGAUGCAGGAAAAAGUACAAAUGCAGCUGGAAAAUGCUACAAUCACAUAAAUGGUGCAGGAUUAAAAAGAAAAAUUAUGCAGAUGCCAUAAACAAACACAAACCUCAGAAACAACAACAUGGGAUAAAUGCUGUAAUUUAACAGAACGAAGUGGAUGUUAGCCAACAAGACGUAAGAUUUAGUAUUGUAGAGCAACUGAUUUUUAUUUAGUUGAGAUGAUUUCAGCAAUGUUUUGUUUUUUUCUAGGCAUCCCACAAAUGCAGUGGUUCUCAAAUGUUUUUCACCAAAUUCCAUUUCAGAAAAAUCUUGGCACCACCACAAUGACCAAUAUUGAAAUACAGUCGCAUACUCAGCCUAAGCAGUCAUUAAAAACAAGGCAGAGGUUUUAUUUAAUAAGUAUAUUUAAUAUUUUUGGCCACUGUAAGAUAACACGACCAUAAACGAUGUUACUCCAUAUACAGUACACAUUUACAGACAUCUUUGGCGUACUACUAGAUGGAACCCACGUACGUACCACAGUUUGAGAACCACUACGCUAAUGUCUUAAUAAAAACGGCUAACAUCUGUUUUGGCCUGUGAACUUGCAGCAUUUCUCUCAUGCACUUGUUUUGGGUUUUGUAGUGUUUUUUUAUUUUUUACAAAAUUGUUUACAUCCUGCAUUGCUUAUGCCAUCACAGCAUUUCCCCGAUGCAUGUGUUUUUUUGGUUUGGAUUAUGCCCCUGUCAUCCACUCUAAUGGACUGCCCCUAAAUGACAGUCUAUGAUGGAAAGAAUAAUUUCAGCAAACCAUGCCCAUGUUGCACAAUUCAUUUUCAUGCACAAAACAAUCGCAGUGUGACGUGUAUAAGCUAUCUUUUUGUGUGCGUAAUAGUGUAUUGAACGAGUCCGAUUCUAUCGCUUGUAGCUUCAGCGAGUUCAAAGUUCAACCGGCAGUCAGGUUACUCUUCAGGCAGUGGAUAAAAAGCCAAUUUAUCUUCAUCAGGCGGCUCUCAAUGGACCUUUUGGGGGUUUUUUGCUCAAUUUAAGUUGAGUCCAAACCCUUAAGUCACAGUGUUUGGUCUUUUUACAUUUGUUUUCCUAGUGAUCCUUGGUGUUAAAACAGUGAGGAGGAUAUAGGUAUAUAAUGAUAAACAAUGAUGUGUGUGUGUGUGUGUGUGUGUGUGUGUGUGUGUGUGUGUGUGUGUGUAUAUAUAUAUAUGCUGUGUAUAUACAUAUAUAGGUGUAUACUGUAUGUGUAUAUAUGUAUAUAUACAUAUAUAAAUAUAUAUGUACGUAUGUAUGUAUAUAUAAUAUAUAUAUAUACACACAUUUUUCCAUAAUCUAAGGAUAUCCAUGCCUUUUCUAAGAUCACUAGGCGUCAAUCUAAUAUUACAAUUACCAUAUUUUGCCACAUGAGAUGAUGCAAACUACAACCACGGGAAUAAACCCUUGAUUAAGUAAAUAUCACAUCUAAGUAAAGUUGGAGAGUGUAUAAUGUUGGAUGUCAUGAUAUUGUGUAAUGGAUAAUACAAAUUGCAUAUAUGACAUGUUGGAUUUCAUCAAAAUUCCACCAAACUUUUAAGCUGGGGGUGUCCAAACUACAUAAUUGAUCAUUAAUACAGAGAAUUUGAAGGAUGAAGGGUCUACCUUGAUACAUUUUGUACAAUAAAUAUACUAAAACCAAUAUAAUGUAAGUCAGGGUUAUUAAACUGUCGACUGGAGGGGACCAUAUUGCCCCUGGUAUUUAACUUGAAAACAUGUUUGCAGAAAAUUUGUUAGAGUGGUCCUGUUGUAUGGAGGAACUUGGACCUCUGCAAACACACUGGUAGAUCCUUGCAUUGACAUUUUAACCUUGCUAGCGCGCAUAAAAUACUGUGGUCCAAACUUGUGAUUUACUUAACUGAGAGUUCCUCAAGGCACCCCUUGAAGUUCUCUCUUACACACUUUUUUUUUGGUAAUGUGAUUUGCGAAACUAAGGUGAUGCUGUAGAUAUUUUUUACUUUAGUUAUACCAAUGCGUUGCUCAUGGUUGCGUUUUAAGUCCACUCCUUUUCAUCAUUUGGGCUAUUCUAUUCAACUGGUGUUCAGUUUAAAAAAAUUGUGAGGGACUCACAUUUUUGCUGCAGAUUCUUAAAAACACAAAAGUGCUGCCUUAGAUAUGAUCUUUGACUAGCUUUUUUGCACGAGGUCCUUAAAAACGGCAUAGCGCUCCUGUAACUCUGACCAAAUAAAUAGACUAAAAUCAACUGUACUGUAGAGGAUGGUGGUUCUCCAGAAUAUACAAAUGAGAAAUAAUAGCAAAAGGAGAAGUCCGGCCCCCUGGUCCUUAAAAAUUAGUUGAAUACCUUUAGCGUAGGUCAAUCAAUAUAUGCCAAACUAUUUGACACAACCAUCCACAUGUUAGCUUAUAUGUUACAAUAGUAUUCUCCCAACUAAAACCUUUUUGAUGGCUUUUAGCAGACUGGAAAACGUACAUUUUACAAGAAAUUUGUGUGCAUAUUCAUUUGAAGGGACACACGAAAAUCAUCCAAAAACAUAAGGGUUCCAUUUUUGGGAGAGUUUGGUCCUUUGCAUUUUUCUUAGUUUUUAUGUCAUGUUCGAAUCUGGGAUGUGAUCAUUUUGUUUUAGAAAGUGUCACGGACCAAUAAAAAAUGUGCAGUGGGGCACAAAUGGCCCUCCGGGAAGUACUUUGGACCCCCCUGUUUUAAGUAGUCAGAGGUUUCAUUAUAAGACUUGUCAGAUGUCGUAUCAGUCCUGCGUUGUUGUCAAUUUCAUACCCACCCUGUCAAAGGGGGAUUUGUCAGCAAACAGGUGGUUAAUUCAAGUGACAUUCACAGCAGUGCACCUGUAGCGCUUUUGAACCUGCACACAACGUUUAUGGUAGGGGGGAUGUCGUGUCUUGUACUGUAACGUAGGCUGUAAUGUGCGGAGAGGGGAAAAGAAAAUGGGUUCAUGUGGUUGUAUUAUCGUGAAAUUAGCCUUAUGAGAGAUUUGCCGUUGUAGCUCUUGUUUCAAUGAUGUAUUGUCUUAUUUGUGACAAUAUUGGCCUUAAAUUGUUUACAUGAAAAAACGGUUUCACAUGUGUAUUCCAAAGCACUAAAGUAGACAAGCAGUCCAUUAAAGAGGUCUUCACUGAUUUUGUUACUUGCAAUGCUUUCAUUGAUAUUCAGUACAAUCACGUUAAUAUGUCAUGCUUCAAUGCCAAAAAUCAUGUUAUAAGUUUUCCAAAUGAAUAAAUCUAAAUUUUUGUUGCAUAGAA
Molecule: messenger RNA, 5191 nt
Organism: Nerophis ophidion (straightnose pipefish)
Lineage: Eukaryota; Metazoa; Chordata; Actinopteri; Syngnathiformes; Syngnathidae
Gene: josd1
Product: Josephin domain containing 1
Exons: 5
Coding region: 579-1319 (246 amino acids)
Biological process (GO): protein deubiquitination
Molecular function (GO): cysteine-type deubiquitinase activity
Source: RefSeq, a predicted model, not a curated record